CCUUGUGAUGAGCAGAGAAAAUCUGAUGUCUUCGAGAAUGGAGUCCCCCUCGAUCAUAACCUCCUCCUCCUCUCAAAAUAACUCUUCCCCAGAUUUGUCCUCGUUUAAUCACACCCCUAGUUACUGUGAGGAGAAUGUAUACAGACUAUGUAAAAAAUUAAUCAAGUUAGGGUUAGCAGAUGAAGAUGGAAAGGAUCUUUUUGUCGUCUUCAUUUCCAAUAAGGACAAACAGAUUCCAUUGUGGCACCAAAAGGCUAGCAAAAGAGGCGAUGGGUUGGUUCUUUGGGAUUAUCAUGUCAUUUGCAUUCAGAGGAACGGAAAAGACGAUACUCAUCAAGUGUGGGAUCUAGAUUCCAGUCUUCCUUUCCCUAGCCCUUUAGCCCACUAUGUUGCGGAAGCUAUACAACCUUCUUUUCAGCUGUACAGUGGGUUUCAAAGGUUAUUCAGGGUUGUGCAUGCUCCAAUUUUCCUUCGCUGCUUUGCAACUGACAGGAGACACAUGAAGGAUCCAACUGGAAAUUGGAUUUCUCAACCUCCUUCGCAUGAGCCCAUUGUAGCUGAAGACGGAACUGUGCACAACCUAGACGAGUAUAUUUGCAUCCCUAGCAGCUCAGAGUUUGAGGAUAAAUCAGCAGCCAUACAGAGACACAAACUAGGUGUGGUGGUCACUGAAGAAAAUUUUGAAGGCUUCUUUUCUUUGGUUUAACGUUCAGUUAAAAUGGAUUUAGUUUGACUAACUGAAUUAGAGCUGGUGCUUAACGCCUGUGGUUGAUAAUUAUUAAAACAAAAUACUGUAAGUAGUUCUAAAAAAACAACUAUGUAAACGUAUGGUGAUCAUAUAAGAAAUGUAGCUGGUGGAGCAGCAGAAUCCUCUAUAUUACCAUGCUCACCAGUCACCAAAAUCCAACUCUUGAGACAUUAUAGCCAAAGAGAGAACUAAUUCCACCUACU
Papaver somniferum (opium poppy) is the source of this 951-nucleotide messenger RNA. RefSeq names its product protein N-terminal glutamine amidohydrolase-like. The record is from RefSeq and is a predicted model, not a curated record. Gene Ontology annotation, cellular component: nucleus; cytosol. The transcript has 6 exons. Lineage: Eukaryota; Viridiplantae; Streptophyta; Magnoliopsida; Ranunculales; Papaveraceae. The coding region runs from base 8 to 706 and encodes 232 amino acids. Gene Ontology annotation, molecular function: protein-N-terminal glutamine amidohydrolase activity; protein-N-terminal asparagine amidohydrolase activity.